UUGCAGAGGACUGGCCUUUUGGUGUCGAAAUGUGCAAAUUAGUACCCUUCAUUCAAAAGGCAUCAGUGGGCAUCACAGUGUUGAGUUUGUGCGCCCUCAGUAUAGAUAGGUACCGAGCAGUUGCUUCUUGGAGUCGCAUUAAAGGAAUUGGAGUGCCAAAGUGGACUGCUGUUGAAAUUGUACUGAUCUGGGUUAUAUCAGUGAUAUUGGCUGUUCCAGAAGCUAUUGCUUUUGACAUGUUUACAAUGGAGUACAGAGGAAAGAAUCUUAGAAUCUGCCUGCUUCACCCCAUGCAGAAAACAUCCUUUAUGAUGUUUUACAAGCAAGCUAAAGACUGGUGGCUGUUUAGCUUUUACUUCUGUUUGCCACUGGCUAUCACAGCGUUUUUCUAUACUCUCAUGACCUGUGAGAUGUUACGAAAGAAAAGUGGGAUGCAGAUUGCUUUAAAUGACCACUUAAAACAGAGACGUGAGGUGGCCAAAACUGUGUUCUGUCUGGUACUUGUUUUUGCCUUGUGUUGGCUCCCACUUCACUUAAGCAGAAUAUUGAAGCUCACUAUUUAUGAUCAGAAGGACCCCAACAGAUGUGAACUUUUAAGCUUUUUUCUUGUAAUGGACUACAUUGGUAUUAACAUGGCUUCACUGAAUUCCUGCAUCAAUCCUAUAGCUCUGUAUUUGGUGAGCAAAAGAUUCCAAAACUGCUUUAAGUCAUGCUUGUGUUGCUGGUGCCAAUCCAAAGAUCUAUUGUCCCUGGAGGAAAGGCAGUCCUGUUUAAAAUUCAAAGCUAAUGAUCACGGAUAUGAUAAUUUCCGCUCUAGUAACAAGUACAGCUCUUCGUAAAACAAGCAUAAAAGGUAUAUCCUCUUACAUUAAUGCUGGUGCCUUUUUAAGUAAAAGUGGCAAUUACUUCUAACGAGAUGGUAACGUUUAAAAAAUCUAGUUUUGUGUUUCCACAAAAAAGGUUAUUAAAAAAAAAUAAUUGCCCCAAAACUGUGUCAUGUUCAAAAUCAUGGGCGUUUAUAAAAUCAUCGUUUAUGGAACAUGAAGAAAAGCAUAGAGAGAACAAGUUGUUGUUAGCACUUGAAUACUUCUGAAUCAGCACUUCCAAAUGAUCCCCACUUCCUGUACAUUAAACGAUCAUUUGUAUUCACUAUAACAGUUGUAGGAACUGAAGUCACAGUAAUUACUGAGCAAUAUAAUAUAACAUUAAUUGGAUCAAAGCCAUUAUUAUAUAUAACUCAAUGUAUUAUCUUUUAUAAAGCAGAUUAACCACCAUCGCUAUUGUGGUGUGUUUUUUUUUUUUAAAUAAAACAUGAAAUAGCUUGUAAUAGAAGUUUAAAUGUAAAAAAGUAGAAUUUUUAUCAGAGGUGUUGUAGAGGUAGCUAAUGAAAAUAUUAAAGGAUGCAGUCAA
Messenger RNA from Tauraco erythrolophus (red-crested turaco), 1410 nucleotides. Lineage: Eukaryota; Metazoa; Chordata; Aves; Musophagiformes; Musophagidae. The record is from RefSeq and is a predicted model, not a curated record.